Molecule: messenger RNA, 309 nt
Organism: Striga asiatica
Lineage: Eukaryota; Viridiplantae; Streptophyta; Magnoliopsida; Lamiales; Orobanchaceae
Source: the annotation of a GenBank genome assembly
AUGGGUAAGCUUCUCAUGCAAGAAUUUAAAGAUUUCAUCUUUAUACAGGACAGGAUACGCUCGUUCUCUAUCUCGCUGGCGACGCAGAGAAUGCAGGCAAUAGACAGCAGAGAGGAAGGAACGACUUCCUUGUCGAACACCUCCGUCUCCUCCGUCCGCUUAGUCUACGAUCUGCAACUCACUCAAUCACCAAUUGUCCUGACAGCUCUAUCAGUCGAGCCGGAAUUCAGCUCACUCGAUCUCCUCUCAACUACCUCAACCGAUACGUCAGCCGGCCGAUUCACCGGUAGAAUCGGAGAAACGGAGUAA